AUGACCAGCUCGGCACCAACGCCGCCACGAGUCGGCGUCGGCCUCUUCCUCUUCCCACCUCCCACCCACUCCAACGCCAACCACUUUCUCCUCGGCGAACGCCUCGGCUCCCUCGGCGCCAACACGUUUGCUCUGCCCGGCGGACAUCUCGAGUUCGGUGAGUCGUUCGAGGAGUGCGCGGCGCGGGAGGCGGAGGAGGAGACGGGCCUCAAGGUGCGGGACCUACGAUUCUUGACCGCCACCAAUAGUGUUAUGGAUGGUGGAAAGCAUUAUGUCACGGUGUUCAUGGUCGGGGUCGUGGACGAGGAGGGGGGAAGAAAAGCGGAACCAGAAACGAGGGAGAGGGACAAGUGUGCGGGGUGGGAGUGGGUGAGGUGGGAGGAUGUCGUGGGAUGGGCGAGCAAGGGGGCCGGCGGUGAGGACGGUGGAAGACGACUGUUUCAGCCCAUGAGGGAUUUGGUGGAGCAGAGAAGUGAGACCACGCCGCGACCGUCAGUUGUGGUGAGCGGUUAG
Molecule: messenger RNA, 513 nt
Organism: Cyphellophora europaea CBS 101466
Lineage: Eukaryota; Fungi; Ascomycota; Eurotiomycetes; Chaetothyriales; Cyphellophoraceae
Exons: 1
Coding region: 1-513 (170 amino acids)
Biological process (GO): dGTP catabolic process
Cellular component (GO): cytosol
Molecular function (GO): 8-oxo-7,8-dihydrodeoxyguanosine triphosphate pyrophosphatase activity
Source: RefSeq, a predicted model, not a curated record